Nothoprocta perdicaria is the source of this 610-nucleotide messenger RNA. RefSeq names its product adenosine deaminase, tRNA specific 2 (gene ADAT2). Lineage: Eukaryota; Metazoa; Chordata; Aves; Tinamiformes; Tinamidae. The transcript has 6 exons. Gene Ontology annotation, biological process: tRNA wobble adenosine to inosine editing. The coding region runs from base 26 to 589 and encodes 187 amino acids. Gene Ontology annotation, cellular component: cytoplasm; nucleus. The record is from RefSeq and is a predicted model, not a curated record. Gene Ontology annotation, molecular function: zinc ion binding; tRNA-specific adenosine-34 deaminase activity.
GGCCCGGUCACCGCCCGUGCCCGCCAUGGAGGACGAGCAGGCCACGCUGGCCUGGAUGGACCGAGCCCUCGACGUGGCCCGCGAAGCGCUGGAGCACGGCGAGGUGCCCGUGGGCUGCCUGCUGGUCUGCGGCGGAGAGGAGCUGGGCCGGGGCCGCAACGAGGUGAACGAGACCAAGAACGCUACUCGACAUGCAGAAAUGGUGGCGAUUGAUCGAGUCCUUGAAUGGUGUGAACAAAACAACAAAGUUUAUCAGGAAGUGUUUCCGAAGAUAGUACUGUAUGUAACUGUAGAGCCUUGUAUCAUGUGUGCGUCUGCCGUGCGCCUGAUGAAAAUUCCACGGGUAAUAUACGGCUGUAAAAACGAGCGGUUUGGAGGCUGUGGCUCCGUCGUGAACAUUGCUUCUGGUGACCUGGUAGACACAGGAGAACCAUUUGAAUGCUUUUCUGGCUAUCGUGCCAAAGAAGCUGUGGAAUUGYUACAGGCUUUCUACAGACAAGAAAAUCCCAAUGCUCCAAAAUCAAAAGUACGGAAGAAGAAAAAACGUAGUUCAUCUGGCACUGAUGGAAUACAGAAACCUGCAGAAUAGCAAUAUGGAAAGAUUUCUUCA